Messenger RNA from Megalobrama amblycephala (Wuchang bream), 2569 nucleotides. RefSeq lists its product as uncharacterized. The record is from RefSeq and is a predicted model, not a curated record. The transcript has 6 exons. NCBI's taxonomy places the organism in Eukaryota, Metazoa, Chordata, Actinopteri, Cypriniformes, Xenocyprididae. Bases 300 to 2216 code for a protein of 638 amino acids.
UAUUUUUUACUAAAUAUGCUACCCCGAAUAGCGUCACGAGUCUUUCGCGCGCAUUUGACUUAUCAGUUAACGUCUGUCAGAUAAAUUAUACGUUAUUUACUUAAGUUUAAAAUGUUUAUUUUGUUUGUUGAACGUUUUAUAAAUGUUUAUAAGUAAAUAUUUUAUGAGCUUGCGUUAAAUUAAUACAUUUAAACAAACAAGCUACAAAAUAAUCAAAUUAAAUGAGUCAAGUGUGCCAUGAAUUUGUUUUAACUUGCUUCUUUUUAUUCACUUAUUUAAAUGUGGACUAAAACAAGACAAUGACCAAAAGAAAAUCAAAGACUACAGCAGAGUUCAGACCCCCUAAGAGAACGCAGUCCAGAGCAAAACGACAGAGAAGCGCUGAAGAAACAAACCUGCAGUCUGCAGAUGAAACUCAGAUUCAAACACCACAAUCAGAAAACAACAACUCCCAAAAUGCUUCAUGCUCAGACAAGCUGGAUGAGCAUCAGCCUGGACAGAGCACAUUACAAAUAUGUCAGAAAACAGAGUUCCCUGUUGAUCCUUCUUGUUCCCUGGAAGAAAAAACAUGCAAUGGUGACAAUGAUGAGGAUGGAAAUGACACUAACCCACCUGAGGUUUCUCAUGAGAUUGAAAAAACUGCAGAGAUUGCAGUACAAACCCCAGAACCCAACAAUAGUGACAAGUACGCUCUCUCUAGACCUUUAAAUGUGGAAGUUACCAAUGAAGAUCCGCCUGACAUAGACCUGCAAGAUGAAGAAAGUGAAAUCGCAAGCAAUUCAAACCAUGAAUCUCAGAAGAACUCUGAAUUACCAUCAGAUGAUUGUCAGGACAGUAUAGACACUGAACCCAAGAUGGCUGAACGAUUAGGGUCUUCAGACAUCAUAGCUGAGACCUCAGUUGAUGAGACAGGAAUUCAGAUGACUGAAGAUGCAGAUCCUAUAGUAAAGAGGAAAAUAAGAAAGAGGAUGGGAAUGUGUCGGCUUGGAGAAAGGAAGAGGAUGCUCAAGGGACAGCUGACUAGAGGGAAUGUGUUUGGAGGAGGACAGGAGAACGAGGCAGGUCAAGUUAUUAAUGAAGAGUUGGUCAUGAUGAGUGACGAUUUAAAGAAGGAUGGCUCCAUCUCUCUCGAAGAUGAGGGAACUACUGAGUCAGAGGUUUCAGCAUCCCCAUUCCCAACCCCUUGCCCAUUUGAGGAUAUGCCUGUGCGGGAGGAACUGCUUGAUGUGCAGUACGGGAAUGAUGUUCAAGUUCAUAUAUUGGUGGAAGGCAUGUCAAGCGAAGGUCAUGAAACUGACAAUAUAAUCCCGUCUCAUGCUGAUGAUCCUCUUGUGGAAAUUGAAACUGAAUGUGUGGAGCAUAGCACUAAUGAAAGCAACAUUAGAGAAGAUAAGCCAGAAAUGUGCGAUGAUGUCACAGCUGAGAUUGGUACCGAAGUGACUGUAGAUCUAGCUGAAGUUUGCAAGGAAUCAGCUGAUGUUUCGCCUCAAGAUGCGGUUGUGAUAGAAAGUCAUCUUGAAGUUCUCAAAGAGAUCACCGAAGCCUCAGCAUCCACUUCUGAGGUUGCUAACCAUUUUCAAGAACUACUCAUAGUGGGAGGCAUUGAGAUGGAGGUUGAGGAGUGCUAUCCAUCUGAACGUGACAUGAACACUUCUAUCAGCAACCACACUAAUGAACAGUGUGCGGAGUCCACGGAUAUUGCAGCCAAUGAGACCAUCAGUGCACUUCCUGUAAUCGACCAGAUAGAAGAUAAGUGUGAGUCUUUGGACUGUACUUUGGUUGCUGCAGCUGUAACACCUGAGAAGAACACAGUGAACUGUGAGGACAACAGCAUCUGGAGAUUGUCCUUACCUGCAGCCCCACCUUGUGGUGAAGAUAGUGAAAUGCAAUCAGAUACAGAGCAUGAUGGUUUACUGAGUGACGCUCAUGAGCCUCAUCUGAGUCCUGCCGCUGAACCUGAUCCCUCCAGCCCCUUAUCCAUUGACUCCGUGACAGAUUCCCAGCUCAACAACAUCCCUCUGAGUUUGGAGGACCUCCCAAUCUCAGAAGCCGAUUGUGAUCUGGAAGAUGCCACAGAGAUGGUGUGCGGCCUAAUCAGAGAUGUUGCCUCUCUGAAUCAGAUAGUGAGGGAUGCACACAGGAAGAUUGGAUUUCUGCAACAAUGCAGAAAACCUCCAAGACCACAGUUUCGCUACAUGUAUGGCCCUCCACACUAGAAAUAUUGGCACACCUUUGAGUUUCUGAAUAUGUUCUAACAUAGGAUAUAGUGGACAAAAAAUUGUUUUGAUAAAAGAACUGUAUAAUUUGCACUGGUUUAGAUUGAUUUUGCUAGCAACCACUUGUUCACUUCUUUGUGUCAUCUUGCAUAGAGCUGUUCUGUUUCAGUAAGCUCAAGUUAACUUUAAGAAGUUCAAGCAAAGAAGUAAACAUUGUAAUUCUGUCAAUCACAGGUUGUGACCCCUAGUCUGAAGGGUUGUAAUCUUAGCAACCGGUAAAUCCCUUAAAUCUGUCUGUCCUACUUUGCAACCCUUACUACUCAAAUUAUAUUAAUAAAUUAAACUUUCCUGUU